Messenger RNA from Danio aesculapii, 1618 nucleotides. RefSeq lists its product as uncharacterized. The record is from RefSeq and is a predicted model, not a curated record. The coding region runs from base 148 to 759 and encodes 203 amino acids. The transcript has 7 exons. Lineage: Eukaryota; Metazoa; Chordata; Actinopteri; Cypriniformes; Danionidae.
CAGUGUUAUGCCUGGAUUUCAUCAAUAGUCUUUCAUUUACUAACACACAGAUCACAGCAGCUUACUUUAUUCCGACACUCAGUCGGUGCAGACUCGAGGUGGAAGAUUAAGUACCGAAGACCGUCAAAGUGACCAAAAAGAAGCAAAAUGAAACUUCUCGGCAGUUCUUCAGCACUACUGUCAACCAGUACGGGAAGAUAUGUGUGCUGUCAGACCAUGUCACCAACGUCCUAUCAGCUGGUCGCCAAGGAACAACAGAAGCCUGAGAGGUCCAGUAAAGUCACGGUGUAUAAAUUUAGGUAUAAUGAAGAUAAAGACAUCUGCAUGGCGUUUUGCUUUGAGAAAGGAAAGCACUCCGUUUUCCCUGUUAUUACUCAUGAUGAUAAAGUCGAUUUUAAGACUUUGACCACAGAUGAGAUUGCUGGGGGAAACUUUGACGAGUCGUUCUUAUUUAAACUGGGCGAGGGAAGAAACAGCCCAUUUAAGAGCUUGGAAUCUGUGAAUAAACCCGACAAGUACCUGUGUGUUGAUCAAAAUAAAGUGACUAUCAUAUCAGAAGACAUGCCGGAUUUUAGAGUUCAUGACCUCUGUGAGCGCAAAGUGUUACAAAGUACCAACUGCCAACCACUCAGCAGGAUCCUGGACCAGACAACCUGUUCCCGUGAGAAAUCAGUGGAACAAUCUAAGUGCUCUAACAGAAAAGGAGAAAGCAAGAGGAUGAAGUUUUCUUCGAAGAGCUGUUUCUCUUUUUGUCUCUGAUCGUUUUCUUCAACAAAAGGCUGUAAUCUGCCUUCAUCAUCCUUCUCCUUGAGCAAAAGGAAACCUGGACACUGACAAUAUCUGUGAUUUCUGAAGCAGGAGCGCAGGGGUUAGUCCUUUUGCAGUUCUGUAAAAAUCUGUUAAAUUCUUACUGUAAAAAAACCUGCAUAUUAUAGUUUUUUCACAAUGAAAGUGUAGCUAUUCUUUUAAAGAAAGCUUAUCAAAUCUAUCCAUAAAACAUCCCUUUAACGUCGUUUUCUCCAGUGCUUGAAUCAUACCUGGUUAUGCAAUUUCCUGACACGUCUGAUUAUGCUAACUUUGACCUCUGACUGUAUUGUUUUAUUAUGAAAGGCUGGGAUGUGGUUACAAUAGUUACCAAAAUACACCAAAAUAAAUAGAUACCUUUAUCGACCAUAUAAUUACAAACAGGAUAUUUUCUUUCAUGUUUAAUAUUUUAAUUUAACAGGAAGUAGUAAAUUGUCAUUUAGGGCUGCACAAUAUAUCACUUUGGCAUCGAUCUCGCAAUGUGAUCAUUCGCAACAGUCACAUCGCAAGAUCUGCAAUGUCAAGUUCUGCUUCAGUUUAUUCACCCCUCAGGAAAUUUGAGUGGAAUUAUAGCUGACCAAGUACCAUCUUGUUGAGCGAUGGUGAAGUUUAACCUAUAUAGAGUGAAACAGUGUUUGUUUGCUUUGUUUUUAAGGCCUGUGACUAGGCCCACAUGGAAUCUGCACGUGUAGAAAUUCCACAGAUUUCCGCAGUUUUUUAGCCCAUCUUUAAUUCUGUUUAUUUACUAUAGUAAAUGUGUGUAAAUCUAUAUUUAUUCAGUUUUUAAGUUAAUUACAGUAAUAUUAUUGAUUAA